Messenger RNA from Rhincodon typus (whale shark), 3199 nucleotides. It is a transcript of the gene hdac3, whose product is annotated as histone deacetylase 3. Gene Ontology annotation, molecular function: histone deacetylase activity. NCBI's taxonomy places the organism in Eukaryota, Metazoa, Chordata, Chondrichthyes, Orectolobiformes, Rhincodontidae. The transcript has 15 exons. Bases 48 to 1334 code for a protein of 428 amino acids. The record is from RefSeq and is a predicted model, not a curated record.
AGUACGUGCGUGCGCGGGUGGCAGUCGGGGCUGCGGGCCGGCGCGCCAUGUCCAGGAAGGUCUCUUACUUUUAUGACCCAGAUGUGGGCAACUUCCAUUACGGUGCUGGGCAUCCCAUGAAGCCACAUCGUCUGUCUCUCACUCACAGUUUGGUUCUACAUUAUGGACUAUACAAGAAAAUGAUGGUAUUCAAACCCUAUCAGGCCUCUCAACAUGACAUGUGCCGGUUUCACUCUGAGGACUACAUAGAUUUCCUGCAGAGAGUGAGUCCCAACAACAUGCAGGGUUUCACCAAGAGCCUGAACACCUUCAAUGUGGGAGACGAUUGUCCUGUGUUUCCGGGAUUAUUCGAGUUCUGCUCAAGAUACACAGGAGCUUCUCUACAAGGAGCAACACAAUUAAACAACAAGGUGUGUGAUAUUGCCAUUAAUUGGGCUGGAGGACUUCAUCAUGCAAAGAAAUUUGAGGCUUCGGGAUUCUGUUAUGUGAACGAUAUUGUCAUUGGAAUCCUGGAAUUGCUAAAGUACCAUCCACGUGUCCUGUACAUUGAUAUUGAUAUUCACCAUGGUGAUGGGGUGCAGGAAGCCUUCUAUCUCACUGAUCGAGUUAUGACUGUAUCUUUCCACAAGUAUGGGAACUACUUUUUCCCUGGAACAGGUGACAUGUACGAGGUUGGUGCAGAAAGUGGACGGUAUUAUUGCCUGAAUGUUCCACUCCGGGAUGGAAUCGAUGACCAAAGUUACAGACUCUUGUUUCAACCAGUUAUCAAACAGGUCGUGGAUUUCUACCAGCCCACAUGUAUCGUGCUGCAAUGUGGUGCAGAUUCUCUCGGCUGUGAUCGUCUCGGUUGCUUCAAUCUCAGUAUAAAAGGACAUGGGGAUUGUGUUGAGUUUGUGAAAAGCUUCAACAUUCCUCUACUGGUGAUGGGAGGCGGGGGAUACACUGUUCGAAAUGUUGCUAGAUGCUGGACUUUUGAAACCUCUUUGCUUGUUGAUGAAGAGAUAAGCGAUGAGCUGCCUUAUAACGAAUACUUUGAAUACUUUGCUCCCGACUUCACGCUUCACCCAGACGUGAGCACCAGGAUUGAAAACCAGAACACCAGGCAGUACCUGGAUCAGAUCAGGCAGACCAUCUUUGAGAACCUGAAAAUGUUGAAUCAUGCUCCCAGUGUCCAGAUUCACGAUGUGCCUUCAGACUUACUGAGCUACGAACGGACAGACGAGCCUGACCCAGAGGAGCGUGGGUCAGAGGACAACUAUAAUAGGCCAGAAGCUGCAAAUGAAUUUUAUGAUGGUGACCACGAUAAUGACAAGGAGAGCGAUGUGGAAAUAUGAGAUUGCUGGCUAUCAUGAAUUGGAGCAGACAUUCAGGACUAAUAGGCAGAGCACCGCACCACACGGGUGAACUGCACUACCAUAAGCCACACAGAUUGGUGCUGUGUCUCGAGGGUUUAGAGGACAAGGACUGCCUACUGCCAUUCUUCCUACCAGAGAAAGCCGAUCCUGAGUGUGGCUUGUGGGUCAGUACCUGUCCAUAAAGCGCAAGAAGCAAUUCCUCAGCUCCAGUAUCGACGCCUUUUGUUUUGUUUGGUUUUGGAGUCAAAAAUUAUGACUUGAUUACUGAAUGAGGUUCCUUUGCUUUAACUGAGAAAGAGAGUUUUGUUUUUGGUCAGAGUUGCUCAGUGGGCAGCUGUGGCAUGCAGACAGUAGGUUUUUCCACAUGGCAUCUGGCUGAAUCUUUAAAGUGCCUUUUACAGUAAUAAAACUGCAGUUCACAGGCCAUACUGGGCACCAAAGCUUGGAAGAGAUGAGAAAAGGCACAGUAAGUACAAAGAUUUUGUAGGAUGUUUAUAGCCACUGUUGAAUACGCUGUUCUUCUGACAACCAGUAGCUUGUGGGAAGUUCCAGUUGUGUUGUCACAACUGCUUCUAGCUGUGGUGUCAGGAUUAUUGGACCUGUCAGUACAAUAUGUAAAUCAAUUGUUUUUAUCCAUCACUUCCUACCUGAUCCUCUCAGUUCCCAUUCUUCGUGAGCCGGGAUAUGGGAUGUUGCAUCCUUCUAAUAUGUCAAAUUAUUAAUGUGGUUAUUGUGUAGAUUAUCAUCCCUCGUCCAUCUUUUGUUUUGUACAAAAUAUGUUCUUGUAUGAUAGGAUAUCUGGAAUAUAGUUAUUCACACUUGACUAACUUGUUUUGAUUCCCUUUUUCCUUUCCUGAAGGUAUUUGUUCAUGUUACAGUUUGACACAUACUUGCUGCCCACUUAUAUGUCACCCAGAUCACCACAUCAAAAUUUUUGUAUUUUAUAUUUUACACUCUUGAAGUCUGUGUAGCGGUUUGACAAUUGAAUAAGUUGUGGGGGGAGGGAAGGGUAUCGGGAGCUUGGAGCAUAAUUGGGAUUAAUGAGAAACUGAAACAUUUGCUUUGAAGUGUCUCCAACCAGAUUCAAUUCUGGGGAAAAAAACAAUUCUCAUAUUUUCUGGUAAUCUUAUAAAUAGACCUAAAGGUGCAUCUUAGGUGUUUCACUGGAGUGUCAUUAAACAAAACUUUGGCACCUGUAAAUGUCACUCUUAAAAUUUGGCAGGACUAAACCUCAAAUGAAACCACUUGUCAUGGCUGUCAAUCAUCCCAACACAACUUACAUCCAAUGACUUGUCUAGAGGGCCAUCUCUUGCCAAGAUCUGGACUGAGAUUCUUCAUUCAAGAAAGACACCAGUUGAUGUUAGUGUUGUAUUUGUUCGGAAACUUUCUCAUGGUGGAUGGGUGAACAUAUAAUGUCUUGAUCUGGUAUUCUGCAAACUCUGAUCAACCUCAAAUCUUACAACGUCAAAAAACAUUGCCAGCCUUUGGCAUUGUAUUUACUUCAAUGUUCAAUCCUUGUACAUAAAGUUGCAUUUAUCUUUUGCAAAAAAAAAGUGCAUUUUUUCAUAUUAAAAUGGUUUGUAUAUCUGUGUUUCUUCACUAUUUGGGAGCUCUGUUUGCCUGAAACGUUUAUUGAAUUGGAUACAAAAAUUAACAGAUGGGAAAGAUCUGUUGGUGCAUCUGUAAUAAUUUUGACAUCUCUUUGGAGUGGCCGUCCAGACGUUUGAAGCUGAUUGUGCAUUUUGUAGCAGUUAGGACUUUUAUUAAAGAAUGAGAGAAUUACUGCAUGCAGUAUUUUAGUAGCAGUUUACCAGGAACAAUUAAAAGCUGUGUUACUUCAAUGA